UACUUUUCCCCAGCAGCAGUAAGCAGCAGGAGCCGACCGAGGAAGCUCCAGUCUGACUCUCAUUGUGUGUGUGCGUGAGAGGAGAGAAGGAGGCAGGCACAGGAGCUCCUGUAAAGCCUUCUGUCCACGCAACUUUCCCACCAGGGUUCCCCCCUCCACCACACGCACUGAGUCAACCCCCCUCUUCUUGCAGCAUCCUCAGACCCUGGACUCAGGACCCCCCCAUUUCCACCCCUACUCCUGGAGGUCACUUUUAUUUUUGUGCACAAGUUGCUACAUCUUUGGAGGAAGAAAGAAGCCAUAGAAGGAAACUGGGGUCAGAUCGUCCCCAUGGGAGAGUUGGGGGGAAAUCCCUAAUUUUUAACCCAACUCCCUCCCCCGUUUUUUGCAUUUGGUAGGUUAUUUUUUUGCGGGUGUGUGUGUGAAGCAUCUGGAAUCUCAGGUGUUGUGAGCAAAGGGGUUUGUUGGAAAGUCCCCCCCCCAUUUCAGGGGAGUUUGGGAAACUUUUGAAUGGGAGGAAAGAUUUCAGUCUGGGAAAAGAAACCCUGAAAUCCUCCCCCUUUGCAGGGAAUUUUGGGGAUCCCUCCAUCCUGGGAUCUGCCCCCCAUGGACUUUUCUGGGGUUGUAAGUUUCACCCCUCGCUGUUUUAAUUUUUGAUUGUUUCAAGUCGCCACCAACCAGCAGGCGCGUCCUCCACCCUGAACCAGUGCUAAAGGGGGGGAUUCCUGUGGUGGAGGGGGCCGCAAAGCAGAGGGAGCUGGGGGGGCAAUGCCUUCCGUGAUGGAAAAAUCCGGCCCGGCCUCCGGGAUCCUGUCGAGGAGCCGGGCGAAAUCGGCCACCAAUGGCAAUCAUCAGACCUCGGAGGAUGAGAGCAGCGAAGAAGAGCAUUCGCACGACAGCAUGAUUCGGGUGGGGGCUGAUUACCAAGCUGUGAUCCCUGAGUGCAAGCCAGAAAGCCCUGCUCGCUACAGCAACAAGGAACUGAAGGGGAUGCUGGUCUGGUCGCCCAACCACUGUGUGUCAGACGCCAAAUUGGACAAAUACAUCUCAAUGGCCAAAGACAAGCACGGCUACAACAUUGAGCAGGCCCUGGGGAUGCUGCUGUGGCACAAGCAUGACGUGGAGAAGUCUCUGGCUGACCUGGCCAACUUCACGCCCUUUCCAGACGAGUGGACGGUGGAGGACAAGGUGCUGUUUGAGCAGGCGUUCAGCUUCCAUGGCAAGAGCUUCGCGCGCAUCCAGCAGAUGGUACCUGAUCCCCAGCCUGGUGAAGUAUAUUACUCCUGGAAGAAGACAAGAGCCGCACAGUGUCAUGGACGACAGGCCCGCCGGCUGCUCAGCAAGAAGGAGAGGGAUGACAGGUGGGGGGAGGACAGGCGAGGGACGGGCAGCCAGCGAGGGGAGUUUGAUGCCAUGGACCCCAAGAAGGAGCCGAGCUACCAGAAGCUGCCGAACAGCCGACCGGGCCCAGGAUCGGGCUCAGGGCCUGUGAGAAAGGAGGCGCAGCUGUCGCAGUAUCGGCACCACCCACUGCGCUCACGCCGGCGCCCCCCCAAGGGCAUGUACCUGAGCCAGGAUGACAUCGCUGGCAUCUCAGCCAGCCCUGAUGUGGGCACCCUGGCGCUGCGCCACCUCGACUCACAGCUCGUCUCCCUCAAGCGCCAGGUCCAGUGCAUCAAGCAGAUCAACAGCAGCAUGAAGCAGGCCCUGGAGGGUGGGAUUGACAAGCUGCGGCCCCCUGAGGGGAACAGCAAGUUCAACUCGCGCUGGACAACGGACGAGCAGCUGCUGGCUGUGCAGGCCAUCCGCAGGUAUGGGAAGGAUUUCCAGGCCGUGGCUGGGGUGAUCGGCAACAAGACACUGGCCCAGGUGAAAACCUUCUUCGUCAGCUACCGGCGCCGCUUCAACCUGGAGGAAGUGCUGCAGGAGUGGGAGGCUGAGCAGGGGGGCUCCCCAAGGGGCCGCUCCCCCCCCCAUGACACCAAGAGCUCCAGCGUCUCCCUGGCCAGCAGUGAGGAGGACGAUGAGGUGCAGAUCACAGCCGUGUCCCGCUCUGCCCAGCAGCAGCCGCAGCCCCCAGCAUCUACUGCAGCGACUCUGCCCUCUGCCUCCCCCCGGCUGCCGCCCACCACGCUGUCGCAACCUCCCCCCUUGCUGCGGCCCACGCUGCCCACAGCGCCCACGCUGCACCGCCAGCCACCCCCACUCCAGCAGGGACGCUUCCUGCAGCCCAGACUGUCACCCAACCAGCCGCCCCCGCCACUCAUCCGACCUGCUGCCUCCCGGCACCAUGGGCGGGGGCCCCAGCACCCCUCCUCACUGGUGGGCAUGGCCCUGGAGUCCCCUCCCCCCUCCUCCUCCAGCUCUCUCUGAGGUUUUGGGGGGAGGCCAGCUGAAGCCCCCUACUUCCUUAGUGUCUUGGAUCUUGCUUGGUUAAGAGGUCAGGGGCUCCAUCUACCACAUAGUGACACACUUGGGGUGUCUCUAGGACCCCCCCUCCCCAGGGGAGGGGAGAGAUCGAAGGACUUGCAUUGCAUUGGUUGAACCCAGCCCCCCCAGCAUGGUCCAUUUGGGCUCUAAGCGAAAUCGAGGCAGGGGAGUGGGUAGUAAUGCCAGCUGUGGGGAGCCUGGGGUAGUGGCG
This is a messenger RNA of Chelonoidis abingdonii (Abingdon island giant tortoise), 2641 nucleotides long. It is a transcript of the gene RCOR2, whose product is annotated as REST corepressor 2. Gene Ontology annotation, cellular component: transcription regulator complex; histone deacetylase complex. The record is from RefSeq and is a predicted model, not a curated record. Gene Ontology annotation, molecular function: transcription corepressor activity. Lineage: Eukaryota; Metazoa; Chordata; Testudines; Testudinidae. Gene Ontology annotation, biological process: regulation of transcription by RNA polymerase II; negative regulation of DNA-templated transcription.